Molecule: messenger RNA, 630 nt
Organism: Dermacentor silvarum
Lineage: Eukaryota; Metazoa; Arthropoda; Arachnida; Ixodida; Ixodidae
Product: carbonic anhydrase 6-like
Exons: 4
Coding region: 1-630 (209 amino acids)
Molecular function (GO): carbonate dehydratase activity; zinc ion binding
Source: RefSeq, a predicted model, not a curated record
AUGGUCAUUGGUGAGGGAAACCCCACGAAUGGAACGCUCCAGUUGAUCCACUACACGGAGACCAACAUCGACAUCAACUGCCUCAAGGAAGUUAACGGCCUGCUGGCGCUCGUCAUCCUUUUCAAGGAGACGGAGAACAACAAUACCGCGCUGACGGGCUUCAUGAAGGCGGUGCGCGAACUCCACGUGCCGGGCAACGACACCCCGCCCAAGGACAGCGCGGCGGUGGCCAGGUUCUUCAUGUCCUACUUCACGCCGGCCAGCACCGAGAACUACUACCUCUACUCGGGCUCGCUCACUUUCCCGCCCUGCACCGAACGGGUCAUCAACGUGGUGCUCAGCCGCUCCGUCGAGAUCGGCAAGGACCAGCUGGUGGAGCUGCGCAAGUUGAAGUGGCGGUUCCAGCAUCAGCCGUGCUCGUCGGCUACGGUAGCUGGCAACGUGCGAAAGCUCGUGGCCAGCGCCACGGGGGCUGAGACGCGGGCGGUGUACCGGAACUUCCGGUUCAUGACCCGCCAGGGUGCCACGGUGCACGCAGCGCCCUCCGCCGUCGCCCUCGUCGCUAUUGCGGUGCUGCUCGUCGCAGAGGCCGCUGCUACGCCGCCCGACACGGCCUGGACGCUUCCAUAA